CUACGUCCUUAACAUUAUCUGCAACCUCACACAGCACGGCCGGUUCGCGAUAAAGCGCUUAAAGGCGUCUCGCAGCCUAGCUAACGCAAACUUGGUUGCGUCAACGUCAACGAGACAUUCCUCACGUCCUCGCUUACCAUCUGCAAAGGCUUCGGUCUCAUCAUAUACCUGGCAUGGCGCACAGCUAUGCGCAGCGUUGAGACAUCAGCAAACGUAUUGCCAGCGCCUUGACAAGCGUUGCUCUAGGACGUCCAGCACACAUCUAGACGCUAUGAAUAGUAUCUGUACACACCUGCAAGGCAGCGGCGACUGCCGGGGACCAUCUGCAUAUUCGGCGAGCUUGCCAGACCUGCCCACGCCGCUUCUGCAGCUUGUGCUAAUUUCUGCCGGCUCCUCGGCACCAGCGGCGGCAUGCAGGGAGCUUCGCCGAGCCUUUACGUCGGCCAUGGCUUGCCCCGACCUCGCGGCCCAGUUCCUGAUGGCUCGGCACGGCCCUGAAACCGCGCUGUUCCACGUGUAUGGCAGUCCCACCGUCCGCCGAAUGCUUCUGGCGCAAUUACAGAGCGCGGCUGCGCGAGACGCAGCGACGGACAAGCUGGUUCGACACCUGCUGCGGUUAGGCGCGACGCCGGGUGUGCAGGCCCGUUUCCUGCUGGCCGCUGCGGCUGGGGCUGGCGACACGCGCGUGGUGCGCACGCUGCUGCGUGCGGGCGCCGGUGUGGGGGGCUGCGGUGGCCGCGCACUGGUGGCGGCGGCGUCGGGCGGCCACCUCACCACCAUGGAGGUCCUCCUGUCCUCGGGAGUGAGCGCGCGGGCGGAGAACGGCGCGGCCUUGCUCGCCGCCUGCAAGCACGGACAGCUGCCGGCGGCGCAGCUGCUGCUGCGUGGUGGCGCCGACCCCCGCGCCGAUGGCAGCCGGGCGCUGUGCGAGGCCGCGGCGUCGGGGCACCUGUGCAUCGUGGUGACGCUGCUGGCGGCGGGCGCUCAGGCGAGUGCGCGCGGCGGCAUGGCGCUGCGCGAGGCGCAGCAGGCCGGGCACGCGGCUGUGGCGGAGGCGCUGCGUGGCCUUGUAGGCGCGCAGCAGACCGCGGCUGCUGCCCUGGUGCCCGCGCCAAUGACGCUGCGCGUCAACUAGGGAAACGGGAAGGGUGGUGGUGGGGAGAGGAAGCGCCACCGGAUGGGGAGAGGAAGCGCCACCGCAGUUUCCGGCUCUGGCUGCUGCUGCUACAUGUUGACAAUGACCGAGAGAGCUCCUUAGCGUAGAGACGACGCUAUCCUGAGAAUGUGGACACCCGCCGCCGAGCGCGUGAGGAUUUUCGCCUUAGACACUGGCGCGACACAGAACUUGAUUGGGACCUGCGAUGCGUGUGACGAGCCAGUCAGACUAGGAUUUUACGCGAUGCACGUGUAGCAGUGCCGCUUGAUACGUUCACCACCACUGAGCACACUGAGCAAGGAUAACGACGACGCGUGGAGGAAUGCACUGGCGUAAAAGUGUUGGAUUGUUUUAUUUCCAAGACGGGCCGUGCCCUCGGGUCGGUUCCGUGUCUUGCCGUGUCGGCUUGUGGGUUUGUUGGUUCGGUUUGCCUGCGUUUCGUUGUUGAAGGGCUGCCGUUUGUUUGACAGUUACCGUACGCGCGCCGGUGGUGCAACAUAAUGCCGUGAACCGCUGUACAUGACGGCUUGGAGUGCCCCGACGUUGUGGGUUUAUAUAAUGUGCUGUUUGACAACUUUCAAAGAUUUUGCGAUGUAGCUGGGUUCGGUUUGGUUAUGGUUGUUGAUGAGCGGUGAGUGUUGUUGGAGAGUUGUGGUCGGCCCCAGCCGUGUACAGCUGAGGAGUUAGGACGGAAUGUGAAGCGGCGGCAGCGGCGGGUUGCCUAGACCACUGGAGCGAAUGACAAGAAAGGUGGCUUUCCCCUUAAGGGAAAAGGCCCUUGCCCUUCUUGGCCGGAAGAGCGAAUGAUAAUACGCAGCUGCACAGUUUGGUGGUGCAUGAGGAGGGUGCGACGAUGCGAAGGACUUGCUAUGGUGAGAAUAUAACGAUGAUGCUCUACGGUUUGAAAGGACCCUACGAGUACCCUACGGUUUGAAAGUAAUGUGUCGGCCCUAGAUGAUGUUUGUGUUGAUGAUGACUCUUUGUGGACACACCCUGAUGUUUCGCUACUACGAUGUAGUGCAUGCUGUGGCCCCCCGGCAUAUGAACAGACAGACAAGCCCGGGGUGUGAGCUGGGGCUGUGCAUGGCGCUGAGAGUGCAGGAAUGGGUUGACCACUGCCCAGGACGGAGCAUGCAUCGCCUGCAAUGCGCUGAGUCUGUGUGCUCCGCGACUCGCCCUGCUGUUGGUCCUCAGCCAGCCAUUUCUUACAGCCACUCCCCCA
This is a messenger RNA of Chlamydomonas reinhardtii, 2378 nucleotides long. RefSeq lists its product as uncharacterized. The transcript is spliced from 2 exons. Gene Ontology annotation, molecular function: protein binding. The coding region runs from base 446 to 1135 and encodes 229 amino acids. The record is from RefSeq and is a predicted model, not a curated record. Lineage: Eukaryota; Viridiplantae; Chlorophyta; Chlorophyceae; Chlamydomonadales; Chlamydomonadaceae.